Exophiala dermatitidis NIH/UT8656 is the source of this 1832-nucleotide messenger RNA. RefSeq names its product amidohydrolase. Bases 256 to 1485 code for a protein of 409 amino acids. Gene Ontology annotation, molecular function: dipeptidase activity. The transcript has 6 exons. The record is from RefSeq and is a predicted model, not a curated record. Lineage: Eukaryota; Fungi; Ascomycota; Eurotiomycetes; Chaetothyriales; Herpotrichiellaceae.
GCGAUUCGGCGCCGCGGCGCCGACGAGGCGAAAUCCACGCCGGAAGUGACCGUUCACUGCCUCCACCACAGCAAGGCUUUCGAUGUCAAUUAACCUUUCCCGAUGAGAAUGCCGCUCCAUUGAUCAGGAGUAGUCCAUCCUAAUCACAUCUUAACAAGUCUUGCUGGGGUCAAUAUCUUAGCAACUUUCUGUUGUAAGUUGUGAACGACGCAGGAGUCGGACCUGCCAUUCCACUUGCGCCUCGGCUUGUAAGAUAUGGCGGCUGUGUUGAAAUUAGAGGAAGCACAAAGGGUCGCCGACGAGACGGUCACGACAGGUUCAGAUCUCUUGAGGGAGAUAAGUUGGGAUAUCCACUCGCACCCAGAGAUACUAUUUCAAGAGCACCAUGCACACCAGGUUUUGACGGAUUUCCUGGAGGAGCGAGGCUUUGAGGUUGAGCGAGGAGCGUUCGGCCUCAAAACGGCGUUCCGGGCAUCAUACCGUCCCAAAGGUGGUCGAGCCGUGGCGGUCAAUCUCGAAUAUGACGCCCUGGAGCAGAUAGGGCACGCAUGUGGUCACAAUCUGAUCGCCACUGCGGGUUUGGCUGCCGUCAUCGGUACCGCAGAGGCCAUCAAGCAAGGCAAGAUCCAUGGUCGCGUCGUCGCCAUGGGCACCCCGGCAGAGGAGGGGGGUGGAGGGAAGAUCAAGAUGAUUCGCGCCGGAGCAUACAAUGACAUAUUCUGCUGUUUGAUGGUCCAUCCGAUGAACAAGGAUAAUGCAUACGUAUCAUCAAUGUGCGGCUCCGAGCUGACCAUCGAGUACAUUGGCAAGCCUGCACACGCCAUGGUAGCACCUUGGGACGGCAUCAACGCGCUCGAUGCAGUGACGUUGCUGCAAACCAGCAUUGGGCUGCUUCGGCAGCAGAUCAUGCCCUCGGACCGCAUAAGAGGCGUGGUGCUGCAGGCCGGGCAACGCUCUGGGGUGAUCCCGGCAUACGCCAAAGCGCGGUAUUGCGUGCGGUCCGCCAGCUUGGAGAGGUAUCGCGUCUUGAAGCAGAAAUUCAUCAACUGUAUGGAAGCGGCGGCAUUGGCGACGGGCUGCGAGUUGAAGACUGACUGGCUACCCGCCUACUGGGACAUUCGCACCAAUGAAGCACUUGCAGGGAAGUACGUCGAGCACAUGGAGCGUCAGGGUGUGCCGUUCCGCACUGCCUUUGAGCAAAAGGUGGAUCGGGACUGCUUCAGUACGGAUAUGGGUAAUGUGACUUAUGUCGUGCCCAGUAUUCAUCCUACAGUCGAGAUUCAUAGUCCAGGAGGUUCGAUACAUACAUCCGAGUACGCUGCGGCCGCGAGGACUCUGGAUGCUCAUGAACGGACGCUCCGCUGUGGCAAGGCCAUGGCUUCGACGGCGUUGCAAGUCCUGCUAGAUGAUGAUUUCGCCGCAACGGUCAAGCAAGAGUUUGAUGCGCAGGACUGGUCGAUUGCUUCCGACCCAACAGUAGCGUGAGUAAAGGAACUUAAGUCUUUCUGGAGCGAUCUCCUGCGGCCGUGGCCCUGUCCGUGACAUCUACCUUUAUCGACGUAUAGGUAAUACGUAACGAUAAAGCGACGAGUAUAGCCAAAAGGGGGUAUAUUAUAAGCAGCGUUGUCGGGAGACAGAGACGCCUCUUUCGGCGUCCUUAUCCUGAUUGGCCCAUAACGGUUAUGGACCCACUAUAACUAAGCAAAGAGGCGUCUCCCGACAACGCUGAUUAUAAGUAGUAGACGGCUCCGAUACCCUACCAGACUACUACGUCAAAUGUGCUCGCUAUACUUAUCUAACUAAGAUAGGCACCUUAGCGUCGUCAGAGUCUC